CUCCGCCGCGGCGCCCGGAGGCUGCCCUGCGGGCAAUGGCUCGACUCAGCCUGCGCGGGAGAGCGCCUCGCUGCUGCCCGGCCUCGCGGCUCCGCUCCGCGCCUCGGCAGGAGAGAGAGUGAGAAGGCGGGUGCUGGUGUGCGCGUCGCGAGCUGCCGGCGGCGCCUCGAGAUUCCUGCACAGCUUUCUCCUCCUCCGACGCGAGCGCAGGAAGCAGUGGUGUUGCUGUUUUUAGGUUUUUUUUUUUUUUUUUUUUUUUAAUUAAAGUGCACGUCGUGUUGGGUUGCACGCUCCACCCCCAGGGACCUGGAGUGGAGAAAUUUGAACCCACAGCCUUAGCCUCGAAAAGGCCGCUUUUCCCGUCCCUCUGUGAGUGUGGAGGACGACAGGCGCGAAAUGACCAGCGAACUCAUUUUUCAUAGGACUCCGUGAGGCUGGCUUCUGCGUUUCGCUACCUGGACGCUCAUUUGGGGAAGAGUUGACUUGUGUCUCCGCGCAGCAUUUUAACUCUAAUAAGCAAAUGUCACCUCUGUUCGAACGUUUUGGUGUUAACGAGAGAGAAAUCAUUUCACCAACGAAAACUAAUUGAACUGUCAACAUCAUUGAAAUAUCUACGAAAACUGUUUUCAGAGGGGUGGAAAAGCAGCUGCGAAAUAGCCGCCAGAAAAAUUACUGUGGAAGUUAUUCCGUAACGGGAGCGGAAACUUCAGAGCAAGUUUUCCCUGGGCAAAAUGGGGGAACAACCUAUCUUCAGCACUCGAGCUCAUGUCUUCCAGAUUGACCCAAACACAAAGAAGAACUGGGUACCCACCAGCAAGCAUGCAGUUACUGUGUCUUAUUUUUAUGACAGCACAAGAAAUGUGUAUAGGAUAAUCAGUUUAGAUGGCUCAAAGGCAAUAAUAAAUAGCACUAUCACCCCAAACAUGACAUUCACUAAAACAUCUCAGAAGUUUGGCCAGUGGGCUGAUAGCCGGGCAAACACUGUUUAUGGACUGGGAUUCUCCUCUGAACAUCAUCUUUCAAAAUUUGCAGAAAAGUUUCAGGAAUUUAAAGAAGCUGCUCGUCUAGCAAAGGAGAAAUCACAGGAGAAGAUGGAACUUACCAGUACACCUUCACAGGAGUCAGCAGGCGGAGAUCUUCAGUCCCCUUUAACACCAGAAAGUAUCAAUGGGACAGAUGAUGAGAGAACACCUGAUGUGACCCAGAACUCAGAGCCAAGGGCUGAGCCAACUCAGAACGCAUUGCCAUUUUCACAUAGUUCAGCUAUCAGCAAGCACUGGGAGGCUGAACUGGCUGCCCUCAAAGGAAACAAUGCCAAGCUCACUGCAGCCCUGUUGGAAUCCACUGCCAACGUGAAGCAAUGGAAACAGCAGCUCGCCGCCUACCAGGAGGAAGCAGAGCGCCUGCACAAGCGGGUGACAGAGCUUGAAUGUGUAAGCAGCCAAGCAAAUGCAGUGCAUACCCAUAAGACGGAAUUAAACCAGACGAUACAAGAACUGGAGGAGACGCUCAAAGUCAAGGAAGAGGAAAUAGAAAGAUUAAAACAAGAAAUUGAUAACGCCAGAGAACUCCAAGAACAGAGGGAUUCUCUGACCCAGAGACUGCAGGAGGUGGAAAUUCGGAACAAAGAUCUGGAGGGACAACUGUCUGACUUGGAGCAGCGUCUGGAGAAGAGUCAGAGCGAACAGGAAGCUUUUCGCAAUAACCUGAAGACGCUCUUGGAAAUUCUGGAUGGGAAGAUAUUUGAACUAACAGAGUUACGGGAUAACUUGGCCAAGCUACUAGAAUGCAGCUAAGGAAAAUCAAAUUUCAGUGCCAAUUGAUUAAAAGAUACUCUGUCUCUCUUCAUAGGACUAUUUGGGCUCUGCAUCAAGAUUGCACAAAAAAAAUUAAAUAUCAUUCCUCCAGGAGGAGGAUCUUUUGAAAAUUGGAAUUGUAUAUUUCAGUGUAAAUUUUAGAAUUUAGCUUGUAGCUAGUUGGGUAAAAAAAUGAAAAACUUGAACUACAAAUUACCUCCAUGUAUAUUAUUGGCCAUAGUUAACUAGAAAGUUACAAAUAGACACUUAAUGCAAUCUUUUUUUUUUUUUCCCCUGAUAUUAGCCAGUGGGAGAAUUAACAAUGUCUGGGUCACAUCCCCUUUUGUGUUCAACAUAGUGAAGAUUAUCUGCUUUUUAAAUUAAUUUAUUAUGAUAUCUAGAGCUGUGAUUUGUGCAAAAACUUAGUGAUGAAAGCCCUGUCUUUUGUUGUAAUCCGAAUAAUUUCUCAGGAUAUUUUGCACUGCUGAGAAGCAGUGCCAUUACCAGUUAAUUCUUGCCAGGAGUGAGAGAGAGCUGCAUCUUUAUUGAAACACACUAUAACUGGGUGUAUAGAGUUCUUCCCUUUUUUGUACUGGAAGAUUUUUCACUCUGGUGACUACUCUGGUACACUCUGGUGUUCUCUAAUCUUGUCUGUUGUAUACUUUACUUUUCCUUAUUGAUUCCAUGUGUUUAUGAGAAUAUACUGUCUCCUGUUUUAUUACACAUUUUAAAGCCAACUAACAAAGGCAGCUGAGUCCCUCAGAAAUUUUUGUUUUUAAAUUUCUAAUAAAUUUGACACACAGAACUGAAAUACAGUAGCCUGUCAUUAACGGGCUGGUGUAGCAAUGUUAAGUAUAUUUACAAAAAAUAUGCAGUUACUUUUGUUUAUAUAUUUUGCAAGAAAUCUUUUCUGAAUGAUCAAUGCAUUUCAAUUUAAAAAUAAUAGUGGUUAUUGGGGAACUAUUUAUUAUAGGUAAUUUUAAGGUGUAGAACUAUUUUCAAGGGGAUCCCUUUACGUAACAGCCGAUCAGAGGACUGUGUCUAAACGGUGACCAUGGCAGGGGAGACAGGUCUUGUGCUCUGGGCCUUCACGUCAGCCACACCCUUCCUCAAACCUCACACGGCAAUAUACUGAACUGUUACCUAGCAUUUCCACACGGAGCUACAUUAACAGGCUCUUCUCAGCGAGCAGGUUUUAAUGUUUUGAUGUAAUUUUAAAAGACUUUUAGCAAACAUGCAUUUCUUUAUAUGAUACAUUUCUUUUAUGAAGCGAUUUUAAAAGUAAGCCAAGUGCUGUCUGGUCUGCAUAUGAGUAGGAAAUGCGUCAGAAUGCAUAUAUUCUUGCUGUACAAUGCCUGUCAUGGUGAGGAGGUUGUUCUUCUUAAAGUGUAUGCUUGAGUGUCUGGCUCUAUAGAGUCAAUAAAUGCACUGACUUUUUGUUUGUACCCCAAAUUGAUCGAAUUGUUAAGUACAAAAUUAAGCAAAUUAAGCAAUUUGUAACCAUUUUUCACUCAUAGCUACUCAGCAUUAGAGAAUUUUGUUUUAUAUGUAUGUGUAUGUACAUAAAUACAUACAUAUUGAUUUAUAUUAGAGUGAAAAAUAGUUUGUUUCUAAACUUAGUUUCUAGAAUGAGCUUUCAGGUGUCUGAACAGUUUCUCUCAGACCCUUAGUCAUCCCGUAUUACGUGUGCUCCAGCGUCCUGUAAGCUGCCUCCAUCUAUCUUAGGGAUUUUCCUCACCUAUUACCAUAGGGAGAUUAAUUGGAUACACAUGCUCAGAGCGGAGGUAUUUCUCUGAUAAAUCAGGUAAUAAAGUUUAUUUGAUGGAUAGAAUUUUGAAGUAGAUGUGAUUUUAUCCACGAGUCUCUGAGUGACAGAGCACCAGGUUUUCAUUUAAAUAGGGAACUAGCUAGGGGUCAGGGAAUUUAGUUAUGAAGAGUUUUUUAAAAAUCUUUUAAAAAAAAAAAAACAGUGUAAGCUGUUGAAAUGGUCAGUGAUUUAUUUUAAUGAUGUAAUAAAAUAUUUUAAAAUUUUUGACAUAGUGGUCAUUUAAUGGGAAAAUAACUCACCAAAAUGUUUCCACUUGAAUUGUAUUGAUAAUGUGAGACAUAUAUGUAAUUCAAUAUAUACAUAUACCCAUAUGUAUAUACAGAAAAUUAUUUUUAAUAUUUUCCUACUGAUAAGAAAUUUAAAAUUGGAAAUUUUGUGAGUGUUUUCCUUGUCCAAUAGAGCCUAACUGUUUCUUUUUAGUGACUUAACAACUUCUUGAGGGCUGCACCUUCAAAGUCCCAGAUUGUCCAUAGACAUGUACAGUAUUUGGGAUAAGGUGACACAAGUGCACAUAUAAAUAAAUCCUUCUUACAAGACUAUUUUAAACUCACAUUCGCAGUAGGACCAUAUCUGGAAAGCAUUGCCUACGAGUCAUAAUUCGGUUGUGUGCCUACUGUAGAUUUUCCAUUUCUGUAUUAUAAAUAAAUGUUUGCAUAUUAAAAUUCUGAUUUUUCCCAGAGACAAGUACUAUAUAUAUAUAUUUAUAUAUAUAUACAUAUAUCUCUAGCUCUCGAUCAGGUGCGGUGGUCUGUUCCUCAGAACGCAGCGUUGGGGACGGUGGCCGGAAUGCGCAGACUCUCGGUGACUGUGGAGGACAACAGUGGAGACUGAGCCGAUGUGUCUAAGUUAUUAUCUGAUGAUAACUAUGAAUUCUUGUACAGAAACAAAAGCUGGAAAAAAGAAAAACAAAAAUACAGUUUUUAUUUUGAAAUACAUUUGUUGUUCUCUGGAGAAUGUACUUCAUCUUUUUCCCUUCAGUCUUUCACAGAUAUUUAAGAACAUUUAAGUGAUGGCAGCAUUUACAAAUCUUACAGGUGCUACUGGAUUUUGCAUUAGUGUAUCAUGUUGUGAAAUCCUGACUUUGACAUAAAAGGUUUUUUAAGUA
Molecule: messenger RNA, 4729 nt
Organism: Chinchilla lanigera (long-tailed chinchilla)
Lineage: Eukaryota; Metazoa; Chordata; Mammalia; Rodentia; Chinchillidae
Gene: Homer1
Product: homer scaffolding protein 1
Exons: 9
Coding region: 732-1796 (354 amino acids)
Biological process (GO): regulation of store-operated calcium entry; G protein-coupled glutamate receptor signaling pathway
Cellular component (GO): cytoplasm; plasma membrane; dendrite
Molecular function (GO): G protein-coupled glutamate receptor binding
Source: RefSeq, a predicted model, not a curated record